CUAGGGACACCCACAGUCAGAGAGACUCCAGACUGGGCAAGAAACAGAAUCUCAGCCCAGACUGAACAGCACACAUCAUCAAGAGGAAGAAGUCUCUAUUUUCUUACCUUUUAAGCCAGAGAAGAUGCCAUGUGAAGGCUGCAUGGGGAGGGACAAUGUGAGCACUGGUGAAACCAUGGAGUUCCUCCUGCUCGGCUUCUCUGAGCUGCUCCGUCUGCGGAUCCUGCUCUUCCUUAUCUUUCUCAUUGUUCAUUUGGUCACCUUGGCAGGGAAUAUGAUGAUCUUCUUGGCGGUGGUUAUGGAGCCCUCACGUUCUCCCAUGCUCUUCUUCCUCUGCCAGCUCUCAGCCAUCGAGCUCUGCUACACUUUAGUCAUUGUCCCCAAGGCUCUCCUCAGCCUGGCGAGGGCGGAGGGCAGCACCAUCUCCUUCCUGGGCUGUGCUGUGCAGAUGCAGCUCUUCGUGGCGCUGGGGGGGGCCGAGUGCUUCCUGCUGGCCGCCAUGUCCUACGACCGCUACGUGGCCAUCUGCCACCCGCUGCGCUACGCGGCCCUGCUGAGCGAGGGGCUGUGCCUCCGGCUGGCCCUGCUCUGCGGCCUGGCGGCCUGCGCGCUGGCGCUGGGCCUGACGGCGGCCGUGUUCCGCCUGCCCUUCUGCCGCUCCCGCCGCAUCGACCACUUCUUCUGCGACGUGCCCGCCGUGCUGCACCUGGCCUGCACGCACGGCUACGGGCCCCAGCUGCCCCUGCUGGCUGCCUGCCUGCUGCUCCUGCUGCUCCCCUUCCUGCUCAUCCUGGCCUCCUACCUUCGCAUUGCCGUGGCGCUGUCGGGCAUCUCCUCCUCGGCGGGGAGGGGCAAGGCCUUUUCCACCUGCAUGUCACACCUGGCCAUCACCUUACUGCACUACGGCUGUGCCACCUUCAUCUACAUCCGCCCCAAGUCCAGCUACUCACCGGCUCGAGACAAGGUGGUGUCUCUGGUCUACACCAACAUCACUCCUUUAUUGUAUCCCCUCGUUUAUAGCCUGAGGAACAAGGAAAUUAGAGGGAUCCUCAGGAAAAGGCUGAGGAGGAAGAAAAUAGCUCAGGUGAACGGGGAUGCUAUCAGAGUUGUGAUGUGUGUGGGGUAAAUUUUAGUAGAAAAAA
Molecule: messenger RNA, 1142 nt
Organism: Oenanthe melanoleuca
Lineage: Eukaryota; Metazoa; Chordata; Aves; Passeriformes; Muscicapidae
Product: olfactory receptor 10AC1-like
Exons: 2
Coding region: 125-1126 (333 amino acids)
Biological process (GO): G protein-coupled receptor signaling pathway
Cellular component (GO): membrane
Molecular function (GO): olfactory receptor activity; G protein-coupled receptor activity
Source: RefSeq, a predicted model, not a curated record